Messenger RNA from Biomphalaria glabrata, 6623 nucleotides. Its product is annotated as sarcolemmal membrane-associated protein-like. The record is from RefSeq and is a predicted model, not a curated record. The coding region runs from base 603 to 3140 and encodes 845 amino acids. Gene Ontology annotation, molecular function: protein binding. The transcript is spliced from 27 exons. Lineage: Eukaryota; Metazoa; Mollusca; Gastropoda; Planorbidae.
CAGCAUUGUUGUUCUGGGGCUGUGCCUCUUCGCUUACUUUCGUGGAAUAAGUGGACCACUUUCGGGUGAUAGUAAAGUUCUUUCUAACUGACCAGGGUGUUGGAUACAUAUGGACGUUGUUGCCAAGUAUGACGCACACGCUUGCUGGUUAACAGUGUAUGAAACAAACCUGAUUCUCGCUAAAAAAAAAGCGUUGAUAUGUUGGGUGGACACGAUGGAUGUAGCGCUAAUGCAUCGCGUGACAUGUUUCGCCGAGCUUGGGUCUCAGCAGUGCACAAAUGUUGAUCCGUCAACUUGUAUUGGGAGACCAGAUCUGAUUUGUGAAUGGGACUCGUGACGUAGUGUAAGGGCUAUGCGAUCCCUCAUCGCGUGUGAACAAGUUGCUAUCAUUGCUGGGAAUUGCAAAUUGAACGGGACAUUCCAUCGAAGUAGAGGGUGGUCCAUCUAAAACUAACGUCCAUUCAAACCAUCAAGUAUUUGGUCUAACUAAUGGAGACUCUGGUGAGAAAAAAAAAAUUCUCGCAAAUUCACAGAAGUAACGGCUGAGUGAUACCAAAUAAAUUGUACCAACAGAUACAACCAUCGUAACUGACCUUUUGGUCAUGGGAUGCAUGGUUAUGAAACUGUGUCCUGAAUGGCCACUGGGUCAGUCCGACGGUUCCAAGAGACCUUACCUGUCUGGUGAGAACCAACCUGGACUUUCUCUACAGACACAAGAUCUUUACCAACUGGCUCAGUAUUUACAGGAAGCUCUGCAUCGAGAGAAGAUGUUGGAGCAGAAACUCCUGGCAUUGCGGCAGUUGGUGAUCAACACUCAGGAAGCUUCUGAGAGUGGCUGGCAGGCUUUAAUUGAUGAAGAUAAACUGUUAUCAAGGCUUGAAAUGCUGGAAAACCAACUUCAUAUAUACACCAAGAACCAUAGUGAAGAUAUAUUAAGACAAGAACUUCAAGCCUUACAAGAAGAUAAGAACAAAUAUGAAACUACUUCUAAGGAAUCUCUGCGGCGGGUAUUGCAAGAAAAAUUAGAAGCUGUGACCAAACUGUCAGACUUAGAGCAGUCUCUGGGCAACAUGAAAGAAGAGUGCACACACCUCAAGUCCAUGUGCGAGUCAUCACAAGGGGAACUUAGUCAGCUGGCUGAAAAGUAUCAGGAGCAGUUGAAGGAAAUUGCUGAGUUGCAAGAAAAAUUAUCGGAAGCUGAACAAAACCACAAUGCAGAACUAGAGAAAGCAAAAGUGGAAAAAGCUGAAAUCUCUCAGAAACUAGAGGAGAUGGUGUUGCAGGAGACAUUGCUGUCUGCCAAAAUUGAAUCAUUAACAGCAGACAAUGAUUUCACCAAAGAACAGCUUUCUGCCAUGAAAGCCAAGCUUGAGUCAAUGAAAGAAAGCAAUGAAGACGACCAGAAAAUGGCGGAGCUGGCACGGCUUUCUCUAGACUCAACCACUGAGGUUAUUGACAUUAUACCUUUGGGACCACCUAAAGAAGAUGAUGUUCCAGAGAAUCUGGAAGUGAAACUCAAAGAUCUGCAAAAAUUAAUUGAAACUUACAAAAGCAAAUUGGAGACAUCUGAUGUCAGAUUGAAAGAAAGCAAUGAUAAAGUUGAAUCCCUGCAGAAAGAACUUGAAGUUGCAUUUACCAAUUCCAAAGAGUAUUUGAUGAAAAUAGCCAACUUAGAAGAUAAGGUAAAGCUCUCGGAUUACCACAUGAAUGAAAUGAUGGAGAAUGCUCUACAUAAUUUAAAAUUGCAACUGAAAGAAUCGGCCAAACAAAGCAAUAGCAGUAAUGACUUGAUAGAAACAAUGAAAGAUCAUAUUCUGUUGAUGGAAAAGGAAUUGACUCUUCACACGCCUGUUAACUCGGUAGUCAACUCUACAGACAGUCUGGAUGAAGUCACCAACGAUAUCGACUCGUCCAUCCUCUCCUCACCUCCUCCCUCCACCUCACGGUCCAGCCUGUCCAACACAACUCUCGUAGGCAGCCCUCCUGACCUCCUUAAUGUGACCGUUGUCAACGGCAACAAGGAGGAUGUUAACAGUGUUGAGCAAGAGGCAGAUACGACGACUGUGCAUGAAAAUAGAAAGUCUUCUUCCAAGGGGAAUAACAAUGGCGUUCUAAAUCUUGAUGAUGAUGAAGAUCUAAAAGCUUUAUUAGAAGAAGCUAGACAAGCGCAAGAAAAAGCAGAAAUUGAACUUAAUAAAUGGAAAGCUGAAUUGAAUGAUUCUGAGAGUAAACACAGGCUAAUGUCUGAGGAAGUUACUUCUCUUAGAAGUCAACUCUUUGAUGCACAGGAGUUUGCAAAAGUCAAGAGUGAUAUGGUGAAAGACUUACAAGAUCAAGUCAAGAAAGCUGAGUCCUUCACACAGGAUGUUAAACAACAGAUAUUAGAUUUGCGAGAUCGGAUAAUAGAAGAGCAAGAAAAUGCCAGAGCCAAUCAGGAGUCAGUUGUUCGUCUCCACCAACAACUGGAUGUGGAAAGAACAAAAAAUAAAUCUCUAGAGAAAGAACUUGAGGAUGCUAAAAUGCUUUUGGCAACUUCUCAACAAAAUGCUAAACAAAACCACAAUGAAACAGAACACCUUAAAGACAAGUUGAAGCAUUUACAAGAGGAGCUGGAUUCUGAAAAAAAUCGCAGAGACUCGUCCCGUCACGGUGGGCUCACAGCUAAAAGUAAAGAAUAUCAAGCAUUAAAAGAGGAGUGCUCAAACUUAAGGAAAAGGAUUCAGGCAAUAGAGGCAGAAAUGAAAAUGUCUCGCAAAGAAAAUCUCCAUUUAUCAUCAGAAUACAACAAGCUCCAGGAAUCCUAUAAACAUUUAGAGUCCCUGAAAGUGAAACUUGAGACUAGUGAGGUCUCCUGGAAGGGUAAUCUAACUGAUGCACAGAAGGAUGCCCACAAUAUACGGCAGGAGCUAGAAGAAGCCAAACAAGAAGUUCUCCAACUCAGGACCACAUGUGAAGAUAAGUCUCAGGCAAUAAAUCUCUUGCAGAAACAAAUCACUGAUAUGACUUCGGACUUCCAGGCACUGCAGAACAAGUCGCGCAUGGUCUCCUUGGUGUCUAGUAUUCCACUACUAAUGCUUCUGUUUGCUCUGCUCAUGGCCAUCUACCCAACAUUAGAAGCAGUCACGUCUUCAUUAUCAUAGCAGUUCCUCAACUAGUUUUUAGGUGUACAGUUCAGAAAUUUUAUGUUUUAUUUUUUUUUUUUAGUUUCAUUUUGUACAGUUUUGACACUGUUGAAUGGGUGAACUUGAGAAACGCAGCAAAAAUUUUGUUUCUUUUCAAUUACGAGAAAAAAAGUUGUGUGAUUAUGUUGUGAAAGGUAGAGAUUAGAUGUAUGAUUAAUUUCUUUGGUACAGGUUACUGAUCUUGGUUUGAAUGCUUUGAUGUGUGUGCCAAGUGAUGUGCUUCAUCUUAUCUUAGGAUCUUAAACCAAGCUUCGUUAAAAAAAAAAAGUAAUAUUGUCCACUAUAGUUCAAAGAUUUUAAAAAAAUGUAUUAAGAAGUGGACCAUGAAACUUUGUGGUUAUUGAAAUUUGAUAUAAGUUGAAACCAGUUAGUAUUGAGACAAAUGACUUUCUCUGAAUGUUUGAGUAGCUCUACCUACCUCAACAUGGACAUGCCUAUGCAUUUUCAUUUCUCUCUUUUUUAAAUAUUUAAAAAUGCUUCCACUGUUAAGUCCCUUUUUUUUUAAAUCUAUUUGAUCAAACAACAAAAAGGGAAAGCAGAUAUUGGUAAUGGUAAAAUUGAAGUGUUGAUCUUGAUCAGUUUGUUUUAAAUAUGACAUUCAAACAACUUGUUAUGUAUAUUUUGUUUCUUUCACUACUUCAGUUCCACUUUUUUAUUUUCUUGAACAGACAAACAUUUGUGAUCAGCUGAUGGUCUCAUUGCUCUUUGUAUAUUGAUAUGACUGGAUAUGUAUAUAAUUACAUAAUUACUUGGCAGGUUUGGAGGGACAUUCUUAUAUAAUGCUGCACAAUAAAGAUAUCAAUAUCUGCCACUUUAAGGAGAUACUCAAUUUAUUUAAAAGAGUUCACUAUAUUCACGUUUGACAGGAGUUACUGUUUUUAAACCUGACCUACAAUUUUAACUGACUUUUAAAUUCAUGCAAAGGGUGUUGAUUCCGUGUAGUCUUAGGUCAAGAUUAAUAAGGUUAAUCCAUCCCUGUCUGCCGGGCUGAUUUAGUUUAAUAUAUAUGAAUAUAUAUAUAUAUUGUCAUAAAUAAAUGAAGGACAUUACAUGAUGGAGCUUUGUAUGUUCUAAUGUGUUGUACCUCAGUGAGUGUGAUACAGUAAUGGGCUGAACAAGUACUGUGCUAAUGAUUGGUCAGUGUGAAUAAAUCAACUAAUGGGUUUUUUAUUUACUGCAGCACUUAUGUUUGAAUCAAUAACAAUUUUAGCACAUUUUUUUUUUUUAAGUUUAAUUAUUUAAAUUUUUUGUGGUAAGUAUUUUAGAAUCAAUUUUUCUGUUCAAAAAUUGAAAACGUAGAGAUGUUCACACCCAUAGGGUAGAAUGUGGUGGCUGGUAAAGUGGUGGCUGCUGAUCUAAAGUUCAAACCAAUGUGAAGUGAAGCUAAGGGCUGAAACAAUGAUCUAAAGUUGCCAGGUUCAUCAUCAAAUUAAAAAGUCCCCCUGGAUUGGAAGAUUCACAUCAUUAAAUGGAGAAAUUGUCUUAGUCAUUUUUUUCAUGCGUAAAGAAUUAUUGGCAUAUAGAAAGGAUGGCAUUAAUAACAGAAUAUCUUUAACCAAAGUCUUCGUCUGGCUUACAGACCUAAACAUCUUUACUUACUGCAAGAAAUGCCAGGUCAGAUUUUCAAAAUUUAGGAAUAUUUUCAAUUACUCAGUACAAUUCAUCCAAGAAGACUUAUAAUCUUUAGUUCAGCCUCCCAAAGCUCUAUCAGUGCACCACAUGCCACUAUAAUUUAUUCUGCUUCAAUAUUCUCCUAAUUAAACUAAGAGAUCAUCUUUUUGAGAAAGAUCUUGUGUUGAAAGCAAUAGAAUGUUUUGAUGGAUCCUUAGAUUUUUGUAUUGAUGUACAGGCUGCUCAUUAGACCAAACACCAUUUGAACUAUCAGCUAUGUAAAUAUAUUCCAUUUCUAUUUCCCUCCCCUUCCCUCUCUCUCUCGUACAUACCAGGUUCACUUCAACACGUCAUACUAGGUAGGAAGUAUUGUAUCAUAAAACAUUCAGUUGAAACUUUUGGUACAGGGACCAAUGACAAGCCAAAAAAAAAAAAAAAAAGUUAUUGUACUCUAUAUAAGAAGGCAUACAUCAUAUACUGUAGACAAUAAUUAAAUACACAAGAAGAUUCACACUCUAUCCUAUGAUGGCAGCAGACUCUAGACGUGCCUACUUACUACACAUGAAGUCUGCUUGUGUUUCACUCAAGUGAUAGUUUUUUUUGUUGGUGAGUUUAUAUAGUUGCUAAUUGAUACUUAUUUAUAUAUGAUUGUACAUAGUUUGUAAACAUUCUCUAUUAUACAUGUACGAGUCUGGGCAGUUCUGUAUGUGUCUGUUGCUGAGAUUUCCAAGAGAGUGAUUCUUGCUAAUAGCUUACAGUGUUCAUUGGAAGUUCUGGUAGUUAAUGGCCACAAAUAAAUUUUUUUGUUUGUUUACCUUGACUUCUGCUAUAAUAAAAGCUGCUUUGAAAGAAUUCAAAUACCUUUUUUUUUUAAAUUUUAGGUAUAAAAUUUAACACAUUUAUGCUUUAUUCUAUGAUUCUUAUUUAAAUUGUAACUACCAGCAACUUUUUUUACAUUUCUUCUGAUUUCCUAAGAACUAUUUCAAAUAGACAGGUUAUUUUUACAUGUAAAUAUAUCAUUUAUUGAACAUUACAACUAAUCAAUUGCAUCAAAAUAGUUAAACCAAAGUUUGUUUACAAUGCUGGUAUUUAUAAUUGGAUGUGGGACUUCAAAUAAAUAUGAAGGUUAUAAUUUGUAAAAUUCAUAUUUGUAUUAACCUCUGUUGAAGAUCUAAAAAAAAAAAGUUUUUAGUUUAACAUUAUAAAACAAUUAUUUAUUUUAAAGUAAAAUUUUGUUAAGUCAUGUAUUAGGGAUAAAAUCAAGUUCUUUUGAAAAUCAAAAUUUUAUUUGUAGUAAUUUUUUGUUUUCCUUCUGGGAACUGUUUCUAAUGGCAUUGCUACUUAACUUCUGGCUCUUUCCUUAAGUUCAUUUUUUUGACCUUUUGAUUUUGAGAAUGCUUCAUUCAGACUUGUAAAGAGUUGGCAAUUGACAAGUAGUUUCUUUCGGAAGAGGCAUCUUUCGACAAUCAGAUCUUAAGGAAAGAUAAGGGCAGAUAACCUUUUCGUCACAUUUUGUUGCUGUCCACAGCAGAGUUGUGGAAUGAUAAUAUUUUCCCAAACAACUGGUCUCUACAUAGGGAGUUUUAUCUUUUCCUUGCUAAGUUCUGUACAAGUUUGUGUGACCACCAUAACUUUUGUCUUGUUUUGUAUAUAAACCUCUUAGCUUGUAUACUUUUUUUUUUGUUUGGUUCAUAAAUUGAAAAAGAAAGUUUUGUAUUUAUUCCCAUCUGGUUAGUUGUGUAUAAUCAAUCAUAUGUAGAUAAACCAAUUUUUGCCAGUUCAUUUAUCCAGUUGAUCUGAUUUUUGAAAAUAAACAUUUUUGACACUCAA